This is a messenger RNA of Mollisia scopiformis, 963 nucleotides long. RefSeq lists its product as uncharacterized. The record is from RefSeq and is a predicted model, not a curated record. The transcript has 3 exons. Bases 1 to 963 code for a protein of 320 amino acids. Lineage: Eukaryota; Fungi; Ascomycota; Leotiomycetes; Helotiales; Mollisiaceae.
AUGCUGAUGCUGCUUGUGCCGUCGUUCAGAAGAAGACUCAACCCACUUAACUCCAGCUCUUCCGCUGAUGGCGCUGGCUCUUGCAGCACCGGCAUCGUGUUGGAUCUCGAUGACCCGCCAUCCAGCGGCGAAGCGACAUGGGAGAAAGGCACGCACAAACCCUGUCAGCCACGGACCAGGGCCCCGGCGGGCGUGGACCCAUUUCAGACCUCUUGGAGCGGGUGGAAGGUCCACAGGGAAGAGGAAGACGAGGAGGCGACCCGGGAUCAACAGACUGGGACGGGGGGUCGAACAAUCGCUGGCAGCGUGGAAGACCCGGGAGAGGACGACGAGGGCCACAAGGGACACAAAGGAAGAUCCAGGAUAGGGGUCAGGCCUGUUCUCUGCUCCCACGAAUGGGGUAGACCCGGCAUGGGUUUGGACGGGGUUGGUUUGGUGUGGAUGGUGGUGAUGCUAGACAGCCCCAGCCAGGACCAGUGUUCCUCUAGAUUUGGUACACUCAGUAUAUUGGCGAUAUUGGAGGGCGUUGGUGGUGGUGGUGGUGAGAGCGCAGAGCCAUAUGGAGACGUCCCGCACGGUAUGGGUAUGGGUCUGGAUGGUAUGGGAUGGGAUUGGAUUGUGUGGGCAGCAGCACGAGCAGCAGCAUGGCCGCGGGUUACGUUGUACAGCGUGCGGGUCUGGAGCGGAAAGACAUGGACAGGGACAGGGACAAUGGACAUGCACAGGCAUGGUUCAUGGUCCAGGAAGCGAUCGAGUCUUCACUGUGAUCACGAUUUGGGGCCGUGUGCAUCCCACUCACACCCGCCUCACCUCACUACACCAUACCAGGCCAGGCCAUACCGCACCUCAAUCCUUCCACUAAAAUCUGGCAGCAGCAUCAUCUGCAUUAUUGUACGAGAUCCACGGUGCGCUCAUUGGCCAGCUUACGGCAAAGACGAUGACAGCCUUCCAACCCUGAACUGA